AUGAUGAUAGGCAUGAGAGCACGGCAAGAAAAAUAUGUAGUCUUGAAAACGAAGCUUGCCCGAACAAGUACCGCAAUUCAUUUGGUGCCUAAAUUUGUAAGGCGGGGGAGUGGAGAGAAGCUUAAUGAGCUUAUCCCCAAGCUCCACAUGCGAUGGGUCGGGCAUUAUGGCCCGCCACCUGGCAUCAUCAAUAAGUCUGAUAUGCAUAGCGAUGGGGUAAACCCUACGGUCAGACCCAAUCAUAUCAAAUGCCUUGGUUCUAAGUUUGGUGACAAAAUCUUUGGUGUCGUCCACAAAUUUAUGAAUAAAAGCUUUGUCAUUGACUCCGUGACAGCUGAGGAAUUUGAAAAGAAAGGUCUCCGGGUGCUGAAUGUCAUACUCUAG
Molecule: messenger RNA, 384 nt
Organism: Striga asiatica
Lineage: Eukaryota; Viridiplantae; Streptophyta; Magnoliopsida; Lamiales; Orobanchaceae
Source: the annotation of a GenBank genome assembly